Messenger RNA from Mytilus trossulus (common blue mussel), 1407 nucleotides. RefSeq lists its product as uncharacterized. The record is from RefSeq and is a predicted model, not a curated record. Gene Ontology annotation, cellular component: MIS12/MIND type complex. The transcript is spliced from 5 exons. Lineage: Eukaryota; Metazoa; Mollusca; Bivalvia; Mytilida; Mytilidae. The coding region runs from base 75 to 689 and encodes 204 amino acids. Gene Ontology annotation, biological process: chromosome segregation.
UCGGAUUGUCAUUCCUAUCGUUUGAACCAAGAACUAGUACCAGUUUACUCAAAGCGGGAUUUGUAAACAUAAAAAUGUCCAACGAGUCGGGAUUGCCAGAUUUUGUAUCUUCUUCACAAGACGAUUCCGAUGGAAAACAUUUGGAAAUUUUAAGAUAUGCACUAUCAGUUGCAGUAAAGAAGAUAGGAAUUGGAUCUGAUUCAAUGUAUGCUAGAUUUCAGCACCAUUUCCAUCCAAUUUAUAAGAAGAAUCCUGAUGCAUUCAGAACUAUGUACUUAGAGUUAACAAGACAAGUUGAAUCAAAUUUUAAUGAGGAAGUCAAGCAGAUAUUUGAUGAAGAAAAAAUCCCAAUAUUAAUGAACGAGUUAGAUAAAUUGAUUGAUAAAGCUUGUGAUGACAUCAAUUCUUCAGCAUGGCGACCUUCAGGUGAUCCAGUGAAGGAUAGUGUUACCCAUACUAUGCCUAUUAAACUUAAACAUAAAAUGAAACUUGAGAAGAUGGUCACAGAACUGGAAUCUGUCAACAAAAUGUUAAAAGAUGCACACGAGAAGAAACAAAAAAAGUUGAUAAAAACAAAACAGAAAAUAGAUAAAAUAUCAGAUAAAUGGUCAAAGGCUGUUGAAGAUAUUCAGAAUGCAGAUAUGAAAGACAUUGAUUUGUAUUUAGAUAAAAACCAAGAUGAUUUAUGAAUGUUUAACAGUGAUUAGCAAUUAUCUUAAUGUGAACAAGCUUGUGCUAUCCAUGUCUUUGUGUUAGCAUUAAAAUAGAACUAUAUAAAUGCUUGACAAUUAAAUUGAAAUGAAUUAUAUAUUAAUAGAAGUAACAGGCACUAUAAAAGUAACAUUAAAUUGACAUGAGAUGCUAUUGGCAAAAACUUUAUGAAGAAUUGUAGUGUUUAUUGGACAUCAAAUGUAUUUGUGUUAUACAAUAAUGUGCUGUAACUAUGGAAAAAACAUAUUACACAAUAAAUGUAUAUAGUAUGAAAUGCCAAUAAUUAUUGUUAAAUAAUUCAUUGUUUUUAAAAUUCCAAUAGGGAACAUACUUUUUAUAACUGGUUUAUUUAUACAAGAAUGUUAAAUGAUUGUAAACAACUAUAAAUCAUCUCAGUACCAAUAGGCCAAGACCUCUGAAAUUAUUCAUACUCUAUAUAAGGGGGAAGGGGGAGGGGCUUUGAAGACACUGUUUGAAACUACACAAAUUGAACUUUGUAACCUGUCCCCGAUCAUACAAAAUAUUGCAGUGCCUUUCAACCACAUUUUGUAUUUUUAUGGGGAUAACCCUCAAUUUCAUUCAAUAUAGAGAUUUAUUUUGUUGGAGUAAAGUGUGUAAAUGUGGGGUUUUUUUUGGUAAGAAAACUAAAGAAGACAAGCCUUUUUUUCUGUUGUACAUUUUUGUUUAUUAGAAACU